Gaeumannomyces tritici R3-111a-1 is the source of this 837-nucleotide messenger RNA. RefSeq lists its product as hypothetical. Lineage: Eukaryota; Fungi; Ascomycota; Sordariomycetes; Magnaporthales; Magnaporthaceae. The transcript has 2 exons. The coding region runs from base 1 to 837 and encodes 278 amino acids. The record is from RefSeq and is a predicted model, not a curated record.
AUGGCUGCCGACUACCAGAACGCCGGUCCACCCAACCUGGGCAUGAACUACCAGCCCCAGGUUCCUGAUACGACGUAUGGUCCCACGACGCACGUCCACCGCCCGCGCUUCGAUCAUCCUGGACUCGUGGCUGCUCAGCCUGCCAUCUCCGUCAGUGUCCAGAGCCCGCACGCAGUCAUGAUCCCCCAGCCUGGAAUCCAAGUGGCAAUGGGUCCUAUGUUCCAGCCUCCGAUCAUGGCCGCCCCGAUCCAGAUGCCGGGCGCUGUCCAAAUCCCGGCUCCGGUCGCUGCCGUCACGGGACCUCCUGUCUUCUUUCAGCAGCCGAUCCCCUCGGCUCCCAUGGUCAUGCCUGCCGGCCCUCCCAUGGCUGUUGCUUCAGGAAUGGCCAUGGGCCCUGGAAUGUCAGUCGGACCCGGAAUGGCUGUCGGACCCGGAAUGGCCGUCGGACCCGGAAUGGCUGUUGGAUCCGGGGUCGCCGUCGCGCCCGGCAUGGCUUCCAUGCCGGGAGCUUUCCCUGGUAUGCCGACAGUCGUCGCGGGCCAGCCAGGAAUGAUUCUCCAAGGUAACUCUGGUGCCUGGCCCGAACCUGCGUGCGGCAUCGGCCGCACCGGUACCGAGUAUGCCGCAGAGCAGAUGGAGAUGGCUUAUGCAAACAAGUCCUUUGAACCGCAGGAUUUUAAGCCGGCCGAUGACACUGCGUCUCGCAUGUACAUGUGUCGCGAGCUAGACGGCAACUGGACACUGCGCAGUCGCUAUUCUAUCGACCGCAUGGGAAAGGAGUGGAGAUGGCACAUGGCUCCGGAGGGCUACUUUUAUGCCGUCCGCUUGCCCAACUGA